Messenger RNA from Hermetia illucens (black soldier fly), 4805 nucleotides. RefSeq names its product aryl hydrocarbon receptor nuclear translocator-like protein 1. The coding region runs from base 1627 to 4167 and encodes 846 amino acids. The record is from RefSeq and is a predicted model, not a curated record. The transcript is spliced from 10 exons. Gene Ontology annotation, molecular function: DNA-binding transcription factor activity, RNA polymerase II-specific; protein dimerization activity; RNA polymerase II cis-regulatory region sequence-specific DNA binding. Gene Ontology annotation, cellular component: nucleus; cytoplasm; aryl hydrocarbon receptor complex. NCBI's taxonomy places the organism in Eukaryota, Metazoa, Arthropoda, Insecta, Diptera, Stratiomyidae. Gene Ontology annotation, biological process: regulation of transcription by RNA polymerase II.
GGGAGCGUUGGGAAACGUAGUACAAGCUACUCGCGACCUUAAGCAUUCAGAGUUUCAGUAUCCGCCUAUAACAUGAAUACGACAUUACUUUUGCGAGUAGUCGAACGCCGCGAUUCCGCCGCCACCGUCUUUAGCUGAAAGUCUCCGCCGCUACUGAAAAUUGUCAUUUUUUACUCUAUAGAGAAUUCUGUAUCUUUUAUAUUUUUGGCGCGUACUAUUAAGAAGAAAAAGACUAUUUUUUGCUUUUCCAAUUGUCGAAUUUAUUAUAUAAUAUAUACACGGGAGAAACGAAAAUUUGGUAACUGAAAAUUUUGGUGCGAAAGUCGGUUUCCUCAGCGUGAUAGUGCGAAUCUGUAUCGGUCGUCAGGGAAAUUUUUGGUAAAUCAAAAAUUUUGCGUGUUCCCGAGCGCUGCCACGCCGCGUCGCGAAUUGAAUGUAUUUUGUACUUUUGCGAAUUUUGUACACGACUCCGUAGCCGUAAGUCAUAGUGUCGAGAAGCUACCAACCACGUCACAGUUUCGAAAAAUCCACAAAAUCAUCAGCGGCCAGGUCGAGAGCAGAUUUCCAAGGAGCCAGAUAAAAGUGAAGAAAUGAAAAAUCCGAAGAUGCAACAUUUCCUACAAACUUUGGCCGAUUUGCUGAUUUAAGUGCGUGUUUAAUUAUUUGUGCAAAACCGGUUCCGAAUAGCCUCAAAUCAAAAGCUAGCAAAGCCUCUGCCGAAAUUCGAAGUUUAAUUAUUGGCUGCGGGGUUUUAUGUUUUAGAAAUUAAAAAAAUGGUUACUGCGAUAUCCGAGUGAGUGCUUUGGUGUUGUAUCCAAGUUGGAUUCCAUGUGCAAGAAAGUAAGAACCAAAAACCAAGGAGAAGCAAGAGUGUGAUCGGGCGAGCUCUGGCCAAGAAUUCGGAACAACCUCAAUCAGACACAGACACAAACAACCCAUCAGACUUAUUUAUUCGCUGCGUAUUUCGCUGUGGACUUGCAACACUGUUGCAAGAUAAAUCCCCUAUCCGAAUGGUUUCAUCGAACGGUGACUACGAAAACAAGUGCAAUUAUUAAUAAAUAAAAUUUAAUACAAUACGCUUAGAGAGAAUCUAGGGUGUAGCGAGAGCUCCGCGAGAGAGGCGAAGAGUUAACUUAGCCUAAGUGUCAGACCACGCUUGGAAGUAGGAAGUAACAAUUGUCUUAGAAAUCAAACCGACUACAGGAAUAACGGCUAUGUACCAUAUAAAAUUACGGGUGACCUAACAUAAAUCUAAUGUGAACUGACUGAAAAUAUAGUUUUGGAGAAAGUGUUGUAGAUCAUAUCAAUGUUUUGCGUACUAUGUAUUCUCAUCGUUAGUGUAAAAGUGAAUCUGACAGGUAAAUCUGCCUAGUGCGUAUCCUGAAUCUAAAACCUACACUGAAGACUGCAGCAUCACCUCAAACGCUAAAUGGAAAACUUGGUGAUUCGAUGCGUUGUUAAUAGUGAGCUUUAUAUCAAAAUACCUUUUGAUAGAAAAUAGACGCAGGAAAGGUAUUUGACUGUCCAAAGGACCAAUUAUACAUUUAGCAUCCCGUACGUGACUUAUCUACCGAACUGGAUUACAACGAAGAAUGGAAUUUAGACGAAGGCAUAAACGAAAGAAAUAUGCACAAUUUAAGUACAUCGAGCUACUGUCAUGGAUUAAGUAAUCCAACGGCAAACCCUCCAUCAGGCCAUUACGCUUCGCCUUCAUGUUCUCGGAACUACUGUACCGAUACAUCGAGUGAUGAGGGUUGUGGGCCGUCAACUGGAGAGUUUAUACGACCGCAUCCGUUCCAGCAAACCAACCCGUAUUACUAUGAUGCAACGGCAAUGCUACCCCCGCCUAAUUCUACUUACACCCACUGCUAUCCGCCGGAUAUCGGGCCCCCGCCUCGAAACAACACAAUGUAUCCUGGACCUAUGUCGAACCCCGGCAUGAAUCCGUGGUACCCGAACCAUCCGAUGGGAGCUGCUCAACAUGAACAAAUGCUCAAUUUGCAUUUCUCCAACAGUAAUGGUCGGGAGGCACGAAAUCGAGCUGAAAAGAAUCGACGGGAUAAACUCAAUGGGUCCAUUCAGGAGUUAUCAUCAAUGGUGCCACAUGUUGCCGACUCGCCCCGUCGCGUAGAUAAAACUGCUGUACUUCGAUUCUCUGCCCACGGACUCCGCCUUCUUUACGUGUUUGGAAAUGCAAUUAAUGGAAAACAGAGUGUGGAAAGUUUUGUUCCGGACUCAUUGAUGAGACUCCUCGAUAGCUUCUUAUUGACAUUGACAUGUCGGGGGCAAAUUGUAUUGGUUUCGCCAAGCGUUGAACAACACCUAGGACACUGCCAGACUGAUUUGUUUGGACAGAAUAUAGCGCAAAUAACACAUCCCGAUGACCAGGCCAUGUUGAAGAAACAAUUGAUACCCACAGGACUGGAAAAUCUGUUUGAUGUUCAACCCGAAGAUGAAUCGGGUGAACCAAGACCCCGAACUAAGGAGGAGGAGGAGGAGAUUGAUCGAAAAUUAAGUGCUGAUAAGAGGGUGUUUACAGUGAGACUUGCACGCGCUGGGCCCCGGUCUGAACCACCUACAUAUGAAAUAGUGAAAAUCGAUGGAUACUUUCGACGUGCGGACUCAGCGCCUCGGGGCGUUAAAACCAGCACGUACCCUUCUGGUCUUCAGCUCAUCAGGAGACCUCGCGGUCGGGACGAUUCGAUUCCUCUGCAUACUAUCAGCGGAAACGAUAUAGUCCUCAUAGCAUUGGCCCGCGUCAUCAAGCCUCCCAAAGUAUGCGAAAGAUUGCUGGAAGCAAAUCACUAUGAAUAUAAGACACGGCACCUAAUCGACGGACGAAUAAUUCAAUGUGACCAAAGAAUUUCACUCGUAGCUGGCUACAUGACCGACGAAGUAAAUGGAUUGUCACCAUUCACAUUCAUGCAUCAAGAUGAUGUUCGAUGGGUCAUAGUGGCAUUACGUCAAAUGUACGAUUGCAAUAGCACUUAUGGUGAAUCUUGCUAUCGUCUUAUAACCCGUACGGGCAAGUUCAUCUACCUCAAAACCCGGGGCUACCUAGAAAUUGAUAAAGAAAAAAAUAAAGUUCAAUCAUUUAUAUGUAUUAAUACGCUUGUUGACGAAGAUGAGGGAAAAAGACGGGUUCGUGAAAUGAAAGCUAAAUUCUCUGUCUUCGUCAAAACAAAAAUACCUCCAUCGGCUAUAGAUGCUCCAGCGGCUGAAAAUCCUCAGCAACUGGAGCGCGCCAUACUCUGCCUAAUCCAUAAUUUGGAUAAAUCAAAUGAAAGCGAAGACGAUUCAAAUGGUCCGGAGAAGAGUGAUGGUAGCCAACGACAUUCGAAAUCGCCACCGCUUGUACUUGUUCCGCCCAAGCCAUGUACCAUAAAGUCCUCGAUAACGAAAAGCGUGAAUGUCGUCAAUAUUACGGCAAAACACUUUCAGAAUAAAUCGCAUUUAAAUAACGUGAAAAGUCCAAAUCCCGAUGAGGAGGGAACCGCCAAUUCACCGACGAAUCGCGAGGUCAAAACUCCGGAUGUUGAACGUAAAGAUGAGAAUGACAGAGUUGCAGGGCUAGAGGCAAUUGUUGUGAAGGAGGAGAAUGAUUCGGAUUGCGAACAAAGAGUGCCACCACUGCCCACAGCUACAGGAUACUUCGAAAUGAGCACAUACACCCAAUCCAUGUCGAGUUCUUCGUCCCUCGAUCCAAAUAUCCUAAGUUGCGCAGAUCAGCCAGUUCGGUCGAGAUCGGUUCUUAAGCGAAUGCGCAGUUUCGAUCAGUUUGAAGAUGAGAAUGAAAGUAUAGCUCCAAAGAGAAAUGUUUCAGAAAACCAUAUUUUUAGGACACCAUCAAUACAAGAUCUUACGAAUCCGAGUGCUGCAGAUUUGUUGCAAGUUCUACCAAACUCCUUCGAAGCUCUGGAUAGAUCCCUCCUGCAUGUAGAAAGUGCAACUACGGAACUCAAGGACCAGUGCAAUAAUUUCCGAAUCGAUGCAAGUACUCAGCACCAACUGGAUGAAAUUAUUGAGGAGCACCAGGAGCAACGAGAAAUGCUUGAAUCAAUGCAAAGCGAGUUUCAAGCGCACCUCAACAACACCGGACCGAUUCGACCAAAUUUGAAGGACAGCAAUCCAGCCUUCUCCAAUAAAAAUGAGUUGAAACCAAGAUAAGAUUAAUGUGCCCCAGAAGUAAAAAGUACAUCGGAAAACUAAAUUUGAUAUUGUUUAUAUACACUAAGUGAACUAUAUACUAGAUGUAUAAGCCAAGAUUAAAUUACCGAAGACUUUUGUCCUUCAAAACAAUGGUAUUUCAUUUGUUUAUGGUUUCUAUUAGGAAAAGUUCACUUCAUUUAGGAGAUCUAAUGGAACAGAAGAAGAAAAUUAGUGUUUCCGGUUUUAUUAUAUUGUUUAUAUAUUAGUAGACUUCUAUUGUUAUUGUUAUAAAUUAUAUAAGAAUUAGGAGAAAGGAGAAUUAGACAGAUUAUUGGAAGCAAACUCUGGGGCAAUAUAUAUGUAUGAAUGUUUUUAUAGCUCUAUUUUUAUCAUUUAACGUUUCUGUUCGUUUAUAAUUCUUAUUUAUUUUUUAUUCUUUUGUUUUAAGUAUAAGACCAACAUACCUCAAUUUAAGUUUAAAUUUGUGCGUAAGAAAUUUUAGACUAUGCAAGAAAAAUUUUAUUGUUCGUUUGUACGUAAGUGUAAUAAAAGAAAAAUAAAAAAAAAACAAGGAAAAUAUGUUAACUGAACUUUACAGCAUUCAGUUUUACUGAAGAUAUCUAUAUACAAUAAACUGUCAAUAUUUACGUAAAGAG